CGCACACACACACACACACAGCCCUCCUGUUUGUCAGACUCAAAUCCGAGGGAGAGGAGCUAGCCGCCAUUUUCUAAGCGUCUCUCCCUUAAAAACGAGAGAAAAGGCGCUCGCGACGAACCCUCCGCCCGGACUACCCUCCGCUCGCCGAGGAUCGCGUUUUUUCGGUAAAGGAUUACCGGCCAACACCGGGCACAUUUAGCAGUACAUUAAGGGGCUCUGGGGGGGGGGAAAGGAAGGAGUGUUCCGCGGCCUCGUCGUCUAUAUUUCGAGGCGAGCUAGCCGCUCGAGCGAAGGCGGAGAUCGUCGCUUCGCCCUGAAUCCGGAACGAGAGACCCGAGCGGCUCCGCGAGCUGGGCCCUUUCUGUCUGUGUGGAGGCAGAUCUGGCUGCGGGGUUGUGUUUUUUUGGUGGUUUUUUUUUUUGUGGGGGGGUGAGAUUACUAAAUGGCAGAGUGAUCGAUCCCCAAUCGGGUUUUUUUGAAGCACCCGUGUGUUUUUUUUUUUUCCCUUCCUUCCUUCCACUAAAACUGCAGGGGGAUUGUUGCCGAAAUUCCCUCGGAUAGUGCAACCCUCGUCACGUGGCUGUCCUCAGGUGGGGCAGUAAGCGGGUGGUGUGGAGCAGGCCGCGGUGCCCGUCCCUCUGCACUGCAUGGCUGCGAUGGCGCCCGCUCUCACCGACGCCCCAGCCGAAGCUCACCACAUCCGCUUCAAACUGGCAGCCCCGUCCUCAAGUCUCUCACCGGCCAGUGCAGAGAACAACGGUAACGCCAGCAACAUCCUCAUCCACAGCGGCGGCCCCGCCAAGUGCAAGGCCGUGUCCGAAGACUGCCCUCUGGACUUCUGCGUCGGAGACCAGGAACAGCAGCCCCAAGCCGACUCUGUGGCUCAGGCCUCGGCCCUGGGAAAGCUCCAGCCGCUGGUGGCUUCCUACCUAUGCUCGGAUGUGACACCUGUCCCUUCAACUAAGGAGUCAAUCAAGCUGCAAGAAAUCCUCAUCAAACAGUCCGUGUUGAAAAACCACAGAAUACUGCCCGGCUCCCUGCUCAACGGCGGAGGAGACUUCCUGUUGAGGAAGAGGCAGGCGAUCGAGCUGUCUGGUGGUCAGCUCAAAAGCCUCAUGAGCGGCAGCACUAACGGAGGUGACCAGCCCGUGGCACCUGUCAACGGCCUGGCCAAGAAGCUGGCCACCAUGUCCGGCCCCGGCUGCGUGGUGGCGGUGAACGGUGACAAGCAGUCUGCCACCUCAGACUCUCAGUCCCAGAACCUGCCCUUGGAUUCUGAGACCUUGACGGCCACAUUAUCAGGACACAUCCCGGUGAAAGGAACCCUUAAACCGAAGCAUUCCUCCGGGGUUUCUCAAAAUACAGACGGUAAAAACCUUGAACUACCAGUGCGCCAGUCGAAUGCACUUUCCCCCUACACCCACGACAACCCUCACCCCGCCGAACAAGCGAAUCUGGAGGAGGCUGCUUCACACACGCCUACCAGGCAGCCCCAGGGUUCUGAUAGGGAGAGACCGGGCAGCAGUCAGCAGGGCUCCCCGUCUUGCACUCAUGCGCCACAGCCUCCUCUAGCCUGCACCUCUUCCUCGGACAGCCUUGACGCUCAUGUUAAGGAGCGCACCCUCCUCAACAGCAGCCGCCAAUCUGAGAUCGAAAGCCGGCUUCGACGCCUGCGCAAACGUCUUCAGGUCGUGCAGGCCAAGCAGGUGGAGCGGCACAUUCAGCAGCAGCUGGGCGGCUUCUUGGACUCGGCGCUCAACCGGCUUCUGGUCAGCAACCGCAAGUCGGAGACGGCGACCCCGACGGCGACGUGGCGUACCGGACGCCACUCGUCCUCCAACAACAGAGACGGCCUCGGCCGCUUCCUGAAAAGCGGCUCCAUGCCCCUGGAGUUGGAGAGGCUGUACCUGAGCGGCUCGGCCAACCUUCACUCUGCGGAAAGCGCCUUUGACUCCGAUGUAACGGAGAGUAGCUCUGGCGGGGACUCCGACCUGGAGGAGGAGGAGCUGACCAGAGUGGACAUUGAGCAGCGACACGUUAAGAUAUGGAAGCGGGCCGAGAGCCGCUACACGGUGGAGCGAGCGGCCAUCAUCAGUCACUGGAACUGGCUACAGGCCCACAUCUCGGACCUGGAGUACCGCAUCCGACAGCAGACCGACAUCUACAGGCAGAUCCGAGCCAGCAAGGGCUCGGUGGAGCUGGGCGGCGUCUCGGCUGCAGGUGGGACGGAAGUGAAGGCGGAGCCUGUGAAUACCAAGGAUGUUGGUUCAGAGCGGCUGGAGCACACAGGCCCCGCCCACAUCCCCAGCACAGAGCCCGGCCCCUGGAAAGGUCAAAACACGCAGCCCGUUAACGGCGUCCUCAGCAGGACGGCGGACGGCGCCGACGCCAAGCGCCAGCAGCAGGCGGCCUACGACAGCACGUGCGUGGCGGCGCGCACGCGGCCGCUCGUCGGCUGCCGGCGGCGGCGGCUCAUCCAGCCCAACACUGUGCCCAACCUCCACGGCAAGGCCCAGAGGAGCAGCUGUACGCAGUGCAACUGCAGGGUCAACCCCAGCUGUGGCAUGUGCGGUGGCUGGCCCACCCCCAGAGAGGACCCCCAGUACGAGCAGCCCACCCUGGAGCGCCUGUCGAAACUGGAUCUUGGCGUCCACCCCAUCCUCUCCUUCCCCGACGACGUUUGCAUCGGCCUCCGUCUGCAGCAGGUGAUGAAGAGCCAGUGGCAGGCCAAGUCCCUGGAGAGGAGCAAACCCCUGAAGAAGCUGUCCCUCAAACACAAGCUGUCCUCGUCCAAAGAGAAGCACAAGUUCACCAACUCGCUCAUGGCAGUCAGCGUUGCAGGACUGGGCCACUAUAAGAACCGCGCUGAGAAGCCGAGGACGGCGGACGGCAGUGUGGGCGGCGCCGGUCUGAACGCCGCCAGGCUCGAGGGCCACGCGGCGUGCAAGAGCGAGCGGCUGCAGGGCCUCUCCACGUCUUUAGGGCCCUACGACAAGAACUACAGCCGCAAGAGGUUACGGGAGCACUCGCUGGACCGGACCGACACCUCCCCGAAACCGUUCACGGACCCCAGCGGCUCCUGUCCAGCGCUGGCCAACAUGCACCCGUCCCUCCACAGCCCCCUCACGCGCCAGCUGUCCACGUCUUCAGAGAACUCCACGCCGCUGGGCCACAGCGUCCAGAGCACGCCCCAGCAGCCAAUCAAGAGGAGGCGAGGUGAAAGCUCCUUCGACAUCAACAACAUCGUGAUCCCCAUGUCCGUGGCUGCCACCACCAGAGUGGAGAAGCUGCAGUACAAAGAGAUCCUCACACCCAGGUGGCGUUCGGUGGACAUCUUCUCUCAGCCCAUAACCGGCGAGGAGGACGAGCGGGAGGUGGAGGACCUGACGGACGCGGCCUUCACGCAGCUCCACCAGCCCCACGAGGACCAGGAGCGCUCCCGCUGGACCUGGAUGGCUCUGGCUCCUGCGAAGAGGCGUGGCAGCAGGUCGUACAAGUCCGUGGACGGGCGCACCACGCCGCUGCUGUGCGGGACCAACCCCCCCACCCCCCAGCCGGCGUCCCCCGACCCGACCCACUGCCCCGCGCUCCACGACUACAGCUACGUGCCGUCGCCCAUGAGCCCCGCCAGCCCCGACACGGCAUCCAACCCCCACACGCCCGGAUCCAGGGACUCGCACCGCCUGCUGUCCAGCGAGGACACGCGCUGCUCCACGCCGGACUUCACCUUCGAGGAGCGGACGGUGGCGCCCUGGGAGCGCCGCGGCUUCCCGCUGCCACAGGACCCGGAGCCAGAGCCGGAGCCGGACCAGGACCAGGACCAGGACCAGGACCAGGACCUCCUCGGCCGGCCCAGAAUGCGCAGCAUCUCAGGUUGCAGAGCGACCGGCUACGGGCGGCUGGACUCGGACGACACGGAGCUGCCUUGUGACGACGACCCCAAACACAAGGCCUUGUCCACCGCCCACCGAUGAAUGACAGGCUGAGGUCCCGCCCCCUCACC
This is a messenger RNA of Cyclopterus lumpus (lumpfish), 4006 nucleotides long. RefSeq names its product KAT8 regulatory NSL complex subunit 1-like. Bases 651 to 3977 code for a protein of 1108 amino acids. NCBI's taxonomy places the organism in Eukaryota, Metazoa, Chordata, Actinopteri, Perciformes, Cyclopteridae. Gene Ontology annotation, molecular function: histone acetyltransferase binding. Gene Ontology annotation, cellular component: NSL complex. The record is from RefSeq and is a predicted model, not a curated record. The transcript is spliced from 15 exons.